This is a messenger RNA of Hemibagrus wyckioides, 2229 nucleotides long. It is a transcript of the gene tmprss2, whose product is annotated as transmembrane serine protease 2. The record is from RefSeq and is a predicted model, not a curated record. The transcript is spliced from 13 exons. NCBI's taxonomy places the organism in Eukaryota, Metazoa, Chordata, Actinopteri, Siluriformes, Bagridae. Gene Ontology annotation, molecular function: protein binding; serine-type endopeptidase activity. Bases 152 to 1603 code for a protein of 483 amino acids. Gene Ontology annotation, cellular component: membrane. Gene Ontology annotation, biological process: proteolysis.
UUGCACAGGGAAGGGGUGUGGCCGCCUGGCCUUUCAUUACCAGUAAUACAGGAAAGGUGGACACACGGUGUGAGAUAGGAGGAGACAAGCACUAGUCAAACAGGAGGGACACAGACACGAGGGAGCAGGAGACCAGUAACAAGGCUCAGAGAUGCAAAAUAACUCCUCUCAUAUAAACUACGGAUUUUAUUAUGGAGAAGAGAGACCUCCAGUGCAAGUGCCUAGAAAUCCACAGGCAUAUUAUCCCCCUGUACCUCUGUACAGUAACACAGGACCUGCACCCACACCUCCCAUCAACACGCACUACACUGUCACAUCUGGACAUCCUCAUACCACAGUCACACGCAAAGGAAUCAGCAAAAUUCGGUGUCUGUGCAUAACAGCAGCGAUCAUCUUCACUAUCAUUGUUGUGGCGAUCGCAGCCGUGUUGAUCUGGUACUUUGUGUCAGGAGUGUGUGAGCUGGGACGGAGGUGUGGCCAGAGCAGUGCGUGUGUAAGUUUGUCUCAGUGGUGUGAUGGAAGGACGGAUUGUCCUGGCGGCGAGGAUGAGGCUCAGUGCUUUCGCUUCUACGGUCCGAAUUUCACGCUGCAGAGUUUUUCAAACGAAGACCAAAAAUGGAAGGUGGUGUGUUCAGACAGGUGGAACAACAACAUCGGGAAGCAAGCGUGCCAGCAGAUCGGAUAUUCCGGAUCUGACUAUGUUAGCUAUGGGACAAUAGACCCAGGCUCCAGCACAGCAGAUGGCUACAUGGCCCUCAAAGCCGAUUACUCGAACACACUUGGCUCUGGAUCUGUACACAGUUCUCUCUCAAACAACGCAAGUUGCCCAACGAAUAUGGCGGUGACCCUGAAGUGUAUCGAUUGUGGAGUAUCUGAUGCUCCUGGAACACGUAUCGUCGGAGGGACAGUGGUGAGCAGCCUGGGGCGCUGGCCAUGGCAGGUGAGUCUGCAGUAUAAUGGGAAUCACCUGUGUGGAGGAUCUAUCAUAACACCGUCGUGGAUCGUCACUGCUGCUCACUGCGUCAAGACAUAUUCGUCUCCGAAUCAGUGGGAGGUCUAUGCUGGGUAUCUGACCCUCAGGCAGAUGGCGCUCUCCUCCGGCAGCUCGGUCAGGCUGGUCAUUCCUUACCCUGACUAUGACCCCAGCAAUAAUAACUACGAUGUUGCGCUGAUGAAACUGUGGACACCGCUACAAAUUUCCAAUAGCAUCAGACCCGUGUGCUUGCCAAACACCGGGCUCGACUUCUCGACAUCAAGACAGUAUUAUGUUACUGGAUGGGGUGCGACUCAGGUUCAAGGUUCUGCCUCCAAUGAGUUACGUGAGGCUCAAAUCUCUCUGAUCAGCCCGGCUGUGUGUAACAGCCGGUCGGUUUAUAACGGAAUAAUCACCGACACCAUGAUCUGUGCAGGCAAACUGGCGGGGGGCGUGGACUCGUGUCAGGGGGACAGCGGGGGUCCUCUGGUCACUUCAGAGAAUUUUCUGUGGUGGCUGGUGGGAGACACUAGCUGGGGUCAGGGUUGCGCUCUCCAAAACCGGCCGGGUGUUUAUGGAAACAUGACGAUCUUCGUCAACUGGAUUUAUAUGCAAAUGAAGAAAUAUUAAUUCAGCGUCUGGGUGAAUUGGAUGGACCUCGUGGACCUUCAUUUCAGAGUUUCAGAGCAACUUCAUGAAGGACAGUUUGAAGAUAUUUUUAUUCUGUUUUAUUAGCAGUAUUUCCUAAUCAUUUAUAUUGAUUUAUGUCUAUUUUUGUAAUAGGAUUUUAAAAGAUUUUGAAUUAAACUUGUGUCAGAUAUCUGUCGUUUGCAGUUUUAAACACUUCAACUAUUUAUUACAACUAUUUUUUUGUCAAAAAUGUCUUUAUUGAAUUUUUUUUCUUUUUUAAAUAAAAUAUUUUCCAGAUGUGUUCAGUCAUAUGUACAACUCUGUGUAUUGUGCUCCAAGAAGCCAACUUGAUUUUCAGGACUGUUCAAAUUUACUGAAGCUUUAUUUGCACAGCCUUUUUUUAAACACAAACACGAAUGGUGUGUGUGGCAGAGAAAAAGGCCUCAUUUCACUUCCUGCACUGCUUUUAUUGCUUUAUAAAGACAGCUUUUUGUGCUUUACGUAGAACCUAAAAAUAGCCAAUAAACGUUAAUGAUAUUACAGAAUUCCCUCUGCAUUCCCUCUCUGUCUCUGUACAUAUCACACAUUACUGCUUCUUGUAAAUGGAUUAAAAAGAUUGUUGUAUA